This is a messenger RNA of Tetrahymena thermophila SB210, 2145 nucleotides long. RefSeq lists its product as hypothetical. Lineage: Eukaryota; Ciliophora; Oligohymenophorea; Hymenostomatida; Tetrahymenidae. The transcript has a single exon. The record is from RefSeq and is a predicted model, not a curated record.
AUGAGUAAAAAAUUGAUUGCUUUUAUAGCAGUGUUAUACUUCUUAGAAGUUGCUUUCGCUGCUGAUUGUGCUAUUUGUAAAUAUAGCUCUACUGGUAAUGACACUGGUGCUGCAUGUACCGACUGCCCUGUAGGAGAAUGUACAACUGGAACUGGAACUAUUGGAGCUGAUAAAAGUGUAUGUACUACUAAAGCAUGUGCUAAAGGUAGCUAUUCUAACUUAGGAUUUGAUACAAACGGAUUAGGAGCUGGAUGUAAUGCUUGUAAUCCAGGUACAUCAACUGCAAAUGCUUAAACUGUAGGUGAUUCUUAAGAUGCUUGCACUGCUAGACCAUGCGCUAAGGGUAGCUAUUCUGACUCAGGAUUUGAUACAAACGGAUUAGGAGCUGGAUGUAUUGCUUGUAAUUAAGGUACAUCAACUGUAAAUGCUUAAACUGUAGGUAAUUCUUAAGAUAUUUGCACUCUUAAAGAAUGUGCUAAAGGUAGCUAUUCUGACUCAGGAUUUGAUACAAAUGGAUUAGGAGCUGGAUGUAAUGCUUGUAAUCCAGGUACAUCAACUGUAAAUGCUUAAACUGUAGGUGAUUCUUAAGAUGCUUGCACUGCUAGACCAUGCGCUAAGGGUAGCUAUUCUGACUCAGGAUUUGAUACAAACGGAUUAGGAGCUGGAUGUAAUGCUUGUAAUCCAGGUACAUCAACUGCAAAUGCUUAAACUGUAGGUGAUUCUUAAGAUGCUUGCACUGCUAGACCAUGCGCUAAGGGUAGCUAUUCUGACUCAGGAUUUGAUACAAACGGAUUAGGAGCUGGAUGUAUUGCUUGUAAUUAAGGUACAUCAACUGUAAAUGCUUAAACUGUAGGUAAUUCUUAAGAUAUUUGCACUCUUAAAGAAUGUGCUAAAGGUAGCUAUUCUGACUCAGGAUUUGAUACAAACGGAUUAGGAGCUGGAUGUAAUGCUUGUAAUCUAGGUACAUCAACUGCAAAUGCUUAAACUGUAGGUGAUUCUUAAGAUGCUUGCACUGCUAGACCAUGCGCUAAGGGUAGCUAUUCUGACUCAGGAUUUGAUACAAACGGAUUAGGAGCUGGAUGUAUUGCUUGUAAUUAAGGUACAUCAACUGUAAAUGCUUAAACUGUAGGUAAUUCUUAAGAUAUUUGCACUCUUAAAGAAUGUGCUAAAGGUAGCUAUUCUGACUCAGGAUUUGAUACAAACGGAUUAGGAGCUGGAUGUAAUGCUUGUAAUCCAGGUACAUCAACUGCAAAUACUUAAACUGUAGGUGAUUCUUAAGAUGCUUGCACUGCUAGACCAUGCGCUAAGGGUAGCUAUUCUGACUCAGGAUUUGAUACAAACGGAUUAGGAGCUGGAUGUAUUGCUUGUAAUUAAGGUACAUCAACUGUAAAUGCUUAAACUGUAGGUAAUUCUUAAGAUGUUUGCACUCUUAAAGAAUGUGCUAAAGGUAGCUAUUCUGACUCAGGAUUUGAUACAAACGGAUUAGGAGCUGGAUGUAAUGCUUGUAAUCCAGGUACAUCAACUGUAAAUGCUUAAACUGUAGGUGAUUCUUAAGAUGCUUGCACUGCUAGACCAUGCGCUAAGGGUAGCUAUUCUGACUCAGGAUUUGAUACAAACGGAUUAGGAGCUGGAUGUAAUGCUUGUAAUCCAGGUUCAUCAACUGUAAAUGCUUAAACUGUAGGUGAUUCUUAAGAUGCUUGCACUGCUAGACCAUGCGCUAAGGGUAGCUAUUCUGACUCAGGAUUUGAUACAAACGGAUUAGGAGCUGGAUGUAAUUCUUGUAAUCCAGGUACAUCAACUGUAAAUGCUUAAACUGUAGGUAAUUCUUAAGAUGUUUGUAAUCUUACUCUUAAAGCAUGUCCUGCUGGAUAAUAUAGUGAUUCAUCUUUUGAUACAGAUGGUAAAGGAGCAGGUUGUAUUCAAUGUGGUGCUAAUACUUUUUCUACUCAAGGUGCUACUUCUUGUACUUCUUGCACUAAUGAUCGUACCUCUCCAGCUGGAUCUACUGAUGUCACUGCUUGUGUAUGCCCAUAAAGUAAAUCUGGUCCAACAGAUGGUAUCAGUGUAUGUUCUAAUAGUACUACUAGUGGUUAAAAAAUCACUGUUUUUGUAUCACUCAUUUUUAUUUUAAUGUCUGUAUUGUGA